This is a messenger RNA of Daldinia vernicosa, 1268 nucleotides long. RefSeq names its product S-adenosyl-L-methionine-dependent methyltransferase. NCBI's taxonomy places the organism in Eukaryota, Fungi, Ascomycota, Sordariomycetes, Xylariales, Hypoxylaceae. The transcript has a single exon. Gene Ontology annotation, molecular function: S-adenosylmethionine-dependent methyltransferase activity. The coding region runs from base 234 to 1208 and encodes 324 amino acids. The record is from RefSeq and is a predicted model, not a curated record.
GAGGACAUUACUGUUUCCAGACGCCAAACUUCAUAAAUAUCCUAUCUGAAGAAGGAAAAUGAUCAAUAUAGAAAGAAUAGAAUAUCCACGGGAAUGGACUUAUGUAAAGCCUCCAUAAGCAAGCAUCUCGGAGACAUUCCGGGGACUACUCGCGAAGUAAAAUAUGUAUCCGACGCGACAUAAAUAUAUGAUUCGGUUCAAGUAAAAUCGUGUAGUGCAGAAGUAACUAUUAAAUGUUUAUAAAUGCCAUUAAACGUCAAAUUAUCUUUCACGAUUUCGCAUGUCUUGAGUCUUCCAAUUCUCAACACAGGAUAACAACGACCUCCACCGCCAACAUGACUUCGGAGACAUUAGGCAAGGUAACCGGGCAAGUGCAUUUCCAGAAACAUGCUUCUGCAUACGAAAAGCAUGCGGGCGGCACAAGUACGCGCCUUGCAGCAGCUGCAUUGUCUUACUUACCGCUAUUAAGCUAUUCUUCAACAAGCCGCAUCUUAGACUCGGCGGCCGGGCCGGGCAUAGUGACUAAGCUCCUAUUAUCACCGUCUCCAGCAGAUGUCUCAGUUCCCGGGCUGCCGGUUUCUCCACCGCCGCGGGUUACCGGCAUAGAUUUCGCCCCCCCUAUGAUCGAACACUUCGUGGCAAACAAAGCCGCGCUGAACUGGACCACAGCCGACGCUUACGUCCAAGAUUCGGAGGACCUCUCCCGCUUCAAAGACGCCGAAUUCGACGCCGUCGUUAUGAAUUUAGGCAUAUUUACCCUCCGGAACCCGGUGGCCGGCGCUGCAGAGAUGCACCGUGUACUUAAGCGUGGCGGCUAUGCGGUGGUUACUACGUGGAAGACUCGACGGGCUGCCGAGGUGCUUCAAGGCGCGGUGGAUGCUAUCCGGCCGAACAGCGGGUUUAACCCAAUGUACAUGCCCCCCGAGUGGUUGACGAAAGAGAAGCUUUCUAGCGUCAUGGAGGCUGGGGGAUUCCUUGGUGAUCAAAUUCAAGUUUUCGAGGCCGAGCCGAACUGGGAGUGCGGUUCCGGAGAAGAAGCUGUGAAAGCGCUUAGCUCGCCUAUGUGGACGGCGAAACUCUGGGAGGGAUGGAGCCGGGAAGAAAUAGGGCGUUGGGAUGGUGAGAUACGAAAGCAAUUGAGCGAUACGGAGAAGGAGACGGGAAUACUGGGGAUGUCGGCUUGGAUUUGUGUAGCUCGAAAAGUCUAAUUAGAUGUGGAUGUCGUGCGAGGUGUCAUUUUGGAGUUUAUGAAAUUUAUUAUAAUCUGG